This is a messenger RNA of Thyridium curvatum, 1212 nucleotides long. RefSeq lists its product as uncharacterized. Lineage: Eukaryota; Fungi; Ascomycota; Sordariomycetes; Thyridiales; Thyridiaceae. Gene Ontology annotation, molecular function: antiporter activity. The transcript has 5 exons. Gene Ontology annotation, cellular component: Golgi apparatus; endosome; trans-Golgi network. The record is from RefSeq and is a predicted model, not a curated record. Bases 1 to 1212 code for a protein of 403 amino acids.
AUGGGUGUCGACGAGAAGAGCCGCACCUCGGGCGAGUCGCCCCGCGCCACAAGCCCUGUCCUCCCUACAGUCAACCCGGCUGCUGAGAAGCCGCAACCGCCCAAAGACUCUCUUCACCCGGCUUUCUAUGUUGCCACCUGGAUCGGUCUGAGCUCCUCGGUCAUUCUGUUCAACAAAUGGAUCCUCGACACUCUAAACUUCCGUUACCCGGUCCUCCUGACGACAUGGCACUUGGCUUUCGCGACCCUCAUGACACAGUUGCUUGCCCGAUACUCGACGCUUCUUGAUGGCCGCAAGACCGUCAAGAUGAGCGGCCGGGUCUACCUGCGCGCCAUCGUCCCCAUCGGCGUCUUCUUCAGCUUGAGUCUGAUCUGCGGCAACUUGACCUAUCUAUAUCUGAGUGUUGCCUUUAUCCAGAUGCUCAAGGCCACCACUCCUGUUGCAGUGCUCAUUUCCAGCUGGUGCUUGGGUCUGUCCCAGCCCAGCCUCAAGGUGUUCCUGAACGUCUCGGCUAUUGUGGUCGGUGUUAUCCUCGCCUCUAUUGGAGAGAUCAAGUUUGUCAUGAUUGGCUUCCUCUUCCAGAUGGCUGGAAUCGUCUUCGAGGCUUUGCGCCUUACCAUGGUUCAGCGCCUGCUCAGCUCUGCCGAGUACAAAAUGGACCCCCUGGUCUCGCUCUACUACUUCGCACCGGUUUGCGCUGCUAUGAACUUCGUGGUCGCGCUCUUCUGGGAGGUUCCCAAGAUCCAGAUGGUUGAGGUCUACAACGUCGGUCUCUUCACAUUCUUCCUCAACGGCCUCUGCGCCUUCCUGCUGAACGUCUCGGUCGUCUUCCUGAUUGGCAAGGGAUCCGCUCUGGUCAUGACCCUGUGCGGUGUGCUCAAGGACGUCAUGCUAGUUGUUGCUUCCAUGAUUAUCUGGGGCACCCCUGUCUCCGGUCUUCAGUUCUUCGGUUACAGCAUCGCUCUGUGCGGCAUGGUCUACUACAAGCUUGGCUUCGAUGCCAUCAAGGGCUAUGCUGGAGAGGGCCAGCGACAGUGGGCCGAGUUCGGUGCCCGCCGCCCCGUCAUGCGUAAGGUCAUUGUCAUUGCCGGUGCGGUUGUCUUCAUAUUUGUCCUCCUCGGUGGCUUGGCUCCUACCUAUGCACCGGAGUACGACCCGACAAAGUAUAUCAGCGAUGCCUCGAGCAAGCUUGGUAUCACCGGUGGCGCUUAA